AUGGCUGCUGUCGACCUUCAGCCAGAGAGAAUGGCUUGUCUAGUUCUUGUCGGUGCGCUGUCUGGAACAUGGGACUUCCAUGGCCUGCACUGGACCUCAUGCGGUGACUCCAAUCAGUGGCAAGACGUGCGGCUGUCCAUCUCGACGCCUAAGUGGAGAAACUACGACAUCCAUACUCGUAGCGCAAGUCCAGUUGUUGUGUAUACCUUGCAUGGGCGGCCGCGAGACACAGGAAUAGGAGUUCCUCGCGGCCUUGCCAUGGCACCUUUGGCCCAUCCACAGCUGCCAAUGGCCGCAGCCCAACAAGCCGCACUCAGGCGGAGAUGCUGGCGGCUUCCUCUGUACGGAGAGGAGUGGUUCCGUCUUCUUUGCAUGAGGGUGUGCGUGGUGAGACGGGUGAUGAUGCGGCAAGUUACGUUUGUCGUCAGCAGGGUGCGUGUCUGUGGUUGA
Molecule: messenger RNA, 450 nt
Organism: Purpureocillium lilacinum
Lineage: Eukaryota; Fungi; Ascomycota; Sordariomycetes; Hypocreales; Ophiocordycipitaceae
Source: RefSeq, a predicted model, not a curated record